UUCUGUUUGGACGAUUCUCAACUCUCAAGUUGGUUUGAGCGACUUGACUCGGAUUUGGGACCUUUUCCACGUCCUGAGGCAGGCGCAGCAAUGGAGAAGGCGUGACCGCCACGUGCUUUGUGUGGUCGACGUUUAGGUUUACGCGCGUCCGCGGCCCGCGUCAUGCGCCACGACGACUCUGCCAGCCGGAGGAAGGGCACCGCCCCGCGCCGCCGACACCUUCCUCUGCCGCCGACACCCCCCGCGGCAUCCCCACGUGGGCGCCGUCCGCCGGCGUCCCCCAGGCCGGGCCCGUCCGCGGCCGGCCGGCCGGGUCCCCCGGGGCGCGGGCAGCCGCCUCCGUCGCCCAGGAGGCGAAGGUUCCGCCCGGGGGCCAGGGCCCUGAUGGAGAUCCGCAAGUACCAGAAGAGCACCGAGCUUCUCCUCAGGAAGGCGUCGUUCGCUCGCCUGGUCCGUGAGGUGUGCCAGGCAUCCGGCAGAGGCUCCUACAGGUGGCAGGUCUUCGCUCUGAUGGCGCUUCAGGAAGCGGUCGAGGCCUUCUUGGUAUUGCUGUUCUCUGACGCCAACCUGUGCGCCAUCCAUGCCAAGCGGGUCACCCUGUUUCCCCGGGACCUCCAGCUGGCCCGACGCAUCCGCGGGGCCCAAAACCCUCUCUGAGCAAGAUGGCCACUGCACCGUUGGACAGUUAAUUGUUUACAUUUUGUGUUGUUAAUGUUUUGUCAUGUUUAUAUUUUCUAAUAGAGUUAUUGUUUCAACUGGA
This is a messenger RNA of Phycodurus eques (leafy seadragon), 760 nucleotides long. Its product is annotated as histone H3-like centromeric protein A. NCBI's taxonomy places the organism in Eukaryota, Metazoa, Chordata, Actinopteri, Syngnathiformes, Syngnathidae. The coding region runs from base 163 to 657 and encodes 164 amino acids. The record is from RefSeq and is a predicted model, not a curated record. Gene Ontology annotation, cellular component: nucleosome. Gene Ontology annotation, molecular function: protein heterodimerization activity; DNA binding; structural constituent of chromatin. The transcript has 5 exons.